AUGCAAACCUCGCCCUCGAGGGCGGGCGCGUCGGUGCCUCCACUUUCUCUAGCCACCACGGGCUCGAGGCUCACUACCAACAAUGUCAAUAUUCACAAUGCGGCGACGGCAGCAUUAACCGGCAGCGGCGCCAGCCCCACGCAGAACAAAACUGGCUGCCGGGACUGGACGCACGACUUUGUGGCCAAGCGAACGGCCAAAAAGGACCUGCGCGAACGCCUCUUCGUCGUCCUGGUCAAGCGCAUGGCCCAGCUGUCGAUGGCCCGGCUGGUGCGCGAGGAAACGAGCAUGCUCUCCACCCUCUUGGGUCGCCGACCGCCGCCAAUCGACGUCAAGGGCGUGGGUGGACCCGCCAGCAAGCCGCUGCAGGAGAACUCCGACAACAAGUGCUACUGCGGACGUCCGUUUGGGUUCUUCAGCCAGCACAAGAAGCGAUGCGCGCUGUGUCUCGACUGGUUCUGCGAUGCGUGCGUCAUGCAGCGCGUGCCGCUCCACCUCGUGAACAAGGUCGAGCGUGCCCUGUCGCCCACCGACGUGCCCAUGCUCAACACCUGCGAGGAGUGCACCCGCAUCGCCUACGCCUACGUCAGAGCGAUUCUGCUCGAAGGCCGCAACCACCCGCUGCCGGCCUUGUACCACUUCAUAAUGGAGGAGGACCAGCGCAUCGCACACAGCAUGUUCGGCUACGCCAAGAUGGUGAACGACCUGCGCGCCGUCGACGAGCAGGAGCGGGCCAGGCGUACCUCGCUCGACUACACCUCGUCGCCCGUCGUCCACAACUCUGUUCUUUCCGCCGCCUUCCAGGAAGCGCUGGAGGCGGGGCAGGAGAUCGAGCAGCUCAUGUACUCGAUGACGGUCAGGAUCGAGCAGCUGGGGAAGGGCAUCCCCUUCUCGGGGCCGGAUUCGAUGGUGGUGCAGGAGCCCUCCUAUCUGACCCAGAGCCCCGCGGACUCGCCCAGGUCGGCGUCGUCCUCCAACCCCACCUCUCCGCGCGCCUCCACGCUCGCCCUGCCCAGCGGAGGACCCUACAUGCUGUCAUCGCGCUCGUCAUCCACCUCAUCGCUCGACUCGGUCAUCAACGUGCCCGUGGUGGAGCCGCCACCCAAGUCGGAGGCCCAAAACGACGUCCCGCUGUGGCACCCCACCACUGAGACCGACGUCGAGCUGCUGGGCAAUGUCUCCACCACCCUCCGAGAUCGCUUGGAGGAGCACCGACAUUUCUACGACGCCCUGCACAUGCAAAUGAUGCUCCUGGAACUGCGGCUACUGCGCGAGGUGUAUGUGACCGUGUUCCAGCUGUCCUACGAGCUGCGCGAGUUGUUCAACAUCAACGGACAGCACAACGAGGAGAGCACGGGCGUCAACGUCUACCUCCUGCUCAUGCAACUCCUCAAGGUCUGCAAGCAGGAGCUCAAACAGCUCGUCAACAAGAUCGAAGACGCCAACUGGACACACUAUGAGGAGGGCAUUGCGGGCCUGGUGCGAAAGCGUCUGGACAACAGACGGCUGAUCGACAUCCCGCCGUUCGUGCUGCGAGAGCUCACGCCCGACGCGCUCACCGUGCUCGUCGUCGCCAAGUUCCUGGGAAUCGUCCGCGUGGAGGAGAAGAAGCUGGAGCUGAGAACAGCAAAGAGCCGAUUCGUGAACACGAAGAAGAACUUCCGGAAUCUGGAGACGAUCGUCACCAACACGUGCCUCAAGCAGGACGAGGAGGAACGCGCGCGGGAGAAGAGCAAGCAUGUCAGCCACCUCGACGAGAAGCUCGCCAAGCAGCAGCAGCCGCAGCCGACCAAGACAGCCUUCAUCCUGCCACCAUCGCCCCAGCACGCCCAGCCACAACAAUCGCAGCCACCACAGCCCAAGCAGCAGCCUCAGCUCAAGCCACCACCGCAGCACGUACCGCCAGUCGGUGCGGGCGUGCUGCCGCUGCUCGCCGACACCACCGCCACGGCCGACAAGCAGAAGCAGCGGGAGCGAGCACUCUCGCUGGACCAGGGCCACAGCGCCGCCAGGCCCAAGUUCGCGGGCGGCGCCAGCAGUGACCGCGAGGACGGACCUGUCGCCCGGCCCCAGGGACGAGAGAAGGCCAAGGAGGCGGUGCCCUCCCCGCCCGCGGUCAACGGCAACGGCGGCGUUCUGAACGGCGUCAUGCGCAAGGUGGGCGUGGCCUGA
Molecule: messenger RNA, 2172 nt
Organism: Acanthamoeba castellanii str. Neff
Lineage: Eukaryota; Discosea; Longamoebia; Acanthamoebidae
Exons: 9
Coding region: 1-2172 (723 amino acids)
Source: RefSeq, a predicted model, not a curated record